Molecule: messenger RNA, 2406 nt
Organism: Erythranthe guttata (spotted monkey flower)
Lineage: Eukaryota; Viridiplantae; Streptophyta; Magnoliopsida; Lamiales; Phrymaceae
Product: heterogeneous nuclear ribonucleoprotein 1
Biological process (GO): regulation of translation
Molecular function (GO): mRNA binding
Source: RefSeq, a predicted model, not a curated record
GAGAGACAAGAGAGAGAGAGAGAGAGAGAGAGAGAGAGGAUGAGCAUACCCUCUGUUUUCAUUUAUGUAUAUUCCUCUCACUAGAUCUUGUUUUCAUCAUUUUUUUUUCUUUCCAAUUCAUUUCUCUCCUUCCAGUGGGAUCGGUUUAUUGAAUCUUGAUUUUGAUGAAUGAAGGAUCCAAUGUGUUUGAAAUUAAAUCCAACUUGAUGUUUUGAUCAGAGUUUUCUGCCUUCUGAUUUUCCUGCCUGAUUUUCUGGAUAAGAAUUUGCAGGAGAGAGAUGGAGACAGAUCAAGGUAAGCUCUUCAUCGGAGGAAUUUCAUGGGAUACGAACGAAGAUCGCCUCCGAGAAUAUUUCGGUGCCUAUGGUGAGGUGGUGGAGGCUGUAAUCAUGCGUGACCGCACCACGGGGCGGGCACGCGGCUUCGGCUUCGUGGUCUUCGCGGACCCCUCAGCCGCUGAACGGGUCGUCAAGGAGAAGCACAUGAUCGACGGACGAACCGUGGAGGCGAAGAAAGCUGUACCGAGAGACGACCAACACUUGAUCAGUCGAAACAGUGGGUCCCACGGCGGCAGCAUCCAAGGCUCGCCAGGGCCCACACGAACUAAAAAGAUAUUCGUGGGUGGGUUAGCCUCCACCGUAAGCGAAUCCGAAUUCAAAACCUACUUUGACCAGUUCGGAAACAUAACCGAUGUUGUAGUAAUGUACGACCACAACACGCAGAGGCCAAGAGGGUUCGGUUUCAUUACGUAUGACUCCGAAGAAGCAGUGGAAAUGGUGCUCCACAAAACCUUCCACGAGCUCAACGGUAAAAUGGUCGAGGUUAAACGAGCCGUACCGAAAGAACUCUCUCCCGGGCCCACUAAUCGGGCCCCACCACUAGUGGGGUACAACUACUUCAGCAGAGGAAACAACAACAACAACUUCUUGAGUAGCUACCCUCAGGGUUACAACCUGAGCUCGAUCGGAGGGUAUGGUGUUAGAAUGGACGGGCGUUAUAGCCCGUUGGCGAGCGGGCGGGCGGGUUUUUCUCCUUUCGGGUCGCCCGCUUACGGAAUGGGCGUGAAUAUGAGUAUGGAUCAAGGGUUGAAUCCCGGGUUUGGGUCGGGUUCGAAUUUGGGAUACGGGCGGGUCAUGAGCCCUUAUUUCAGUGCUAAUCAGAGUAGGUACAAUGCUUCUUCGAUCGGGUACAAUACAAAUAUGAAUACAACUACACGGGGCGAUUCGUUUUUGAACUCGCCUUCUAGAAACGUGUGGGGGAGUAACGGCGGGGGCCUUAACCCCUCGGCCAAUAAUGCUGGUUCGGGUUCGUAUUUUGGUUCCGGAACUGGCAGUUUUGGGGUGUUUAGAAACAACGGGGUGAAUUGGGGGAGCUCUCCUAUUGCCGCCUCGAUUGGCGGGAGUUCUUCGGUGGGGUAUAAUGGUAAUAAUGGAGGGAAUGUUGGGUAUAGAGGUGGGGAGAAUAGCUAUGCGGUUGGGGUGGGAGGGUUUGGGAGGAAUGGUGGGGCGGGGGUGGUGGCCCCCUCAUCCUCGUUUGCCGCCUCUGGUGGUGGUGGUGCUGCUGGUGGUGGUGAGGGGUAUUACGGGGAUUUUUACCGUAGUGGUUCGGUUUACGGUGAUCCGACUUGGCAAACGAGUUCUUCAGAAUUGGAUAAUCCGGGCUCGUUUGGUUAUGCGCUUGGGAGUUCGGAAGAUGUCAAUGCGAAGGAUAAUGAGGAUUACGGGGUGGGGUAUGAUAUUCCGAAUAGACAAACUAAUAGAGGAAUUGCUACAUAGGAACGAACUCUGAAGAACGAUGUAGGAGACGAAACAUUAAAAAAAAAAUGGAUUGUGAAUUUCGUUCGGUUCCUUGAUAGAAUAUAUAUUACAUCGUCUCAGCUUAUAAUGAUGUCGUUAUUACAGAGCUAACAAGGGUGUUUUGAUGCAACGUAUACAUGCUUAGAGAGAGCAGUUUUCAAAGGAAUUUUGCCAAGGUUUUUUUAAGGUUUGUUUUUUUUUUUUCUGAGUAUAACUUUUUUUUAGGUUCGGGUUUUUUUUUUUUUUUUUUAAUCAGCUUUUUCGAUUGAGUGUAAAUCAGACUACGGGAUGUACUGUCGAAGAUCCUUAGUGCUUUAAUUUGUUGUGCGAAUUUUCAGAAAAAAAGAAAAAAGAAAAAAAAAAAAAGAGUUUACGGUACUCGUUACUCGUUCGACAUUGAUAAGGUAGAGUUAUUUUUGUAUUCUUUCUUUUUUUUCUCUUCUUCGUUUUCGGCUAUAAAAACUGCGAAUUCUCCUCGUUUUUUUUUUUUUCGUUUGUCUGGGAUUUGUGUAUCACUCUCAGAAUGUAUUGUGAGUUUUUUUUCUGUUUGAUUUAUUAGCUUGGAAUAUAAGAUUGAUUAUCUUCAAUAAAAAAAUAUUGAUUAGUUUUA